AUGCACAUAGCGGUGGAGCCGACGUACCACUUCAAGGUGCUGGUGCCGUCGAUGGUGGCCGGCGCCAUCAUCGGCAAGGGCGGCGAGACCAUCGCCCAGCUGCAGAAGGACACCGGCGCCAGGGUCAAGAUGUCCAAAUCGCACGACUUCUAUCCCGGUACAACGGAGCGCGCGUGCCUGAUCACCGGGUCGGUGGACGGUAUCAUGAUGGUGCUGGAUUUCAUCAUGGAGAAGAUCAAGGAGAAGCCGGAGCUGGUCAAGCCGUUCCCGGAGGGGGUCGACACCAAAAUGCCCCAGGAUAGGGACAAGCAGGUCAAGAUCCUGGUGCCCAACUCCACCGCUGGCAUGAUCAUCGGCAAGGGAGGGAACUACAUCAAGCAGAUCAAAGAGCAGAGCGGCAGCUACGUCCAGAUUUCGCAGAAGGCUAAGGAGCUCUCGCUUCAGGAGAGAUGCAUAACUGUCGUGGGCGAGAAGGAGAACAACAAGAAGGCGUGCCUCAUGAUCCUCUCGAAGGUGGUCGACGACCCUCAGUCCGGCUCCUGUCCCAACGUGUCGUACGCGGACGUCGCCGGCCCAGUGGCCAACUACAACCCGACCGGCUCGCCGUACGCAGUGCCCACCACUGAGGUGACCGAGAGCCACGCGCUCGGCGGCUCCGUGGCUGGCGUGGGCGGCGUGGGCUCCGUGGGCUCGGUGCUGGUGAACGGCGCAGCGGGCCUGGGGGCGCUCUCGCUGUCCCUUUCGCUCGCGCCACCCGGAACCCCUCCCCCCUCGCCCCUCACCCAACACACGCUGGACCAUAUCAAGGUGGCGCUCCGCCAGGCGGGCUACUCGGAGGCGGGCAUCUCGGAGAUCGGCGCCGCGCUCUCCCUGCUCGUGAAGCACGGCGUGCUGGGGCUCGCGCUGCCCACCGCCCUGCCGCCCGCCCCCCUCUCGGCGGCCUACUUCCCCCUGCCCGCGCAGGACUCGCCCGCCGUCUUCGGCCCGCUGGGCCAGGUGGGCCUCGGUGAGUGCCGCCUCUACUACCAUCCGGGCGCGUCGGUCGACGCGAGACGCGAGCUGGGCGCCUGGGCGCUGGCGUACCGCGACGGGCCUCUGGUG
This is a messenger RNA of Iphiclides podalirius (scarce swallowtail), 1101 nucleotides long. NCBI's taxonomy places the organism in Eukaryota, Metazoa, Arthropoda, Insecta, Lepidoptera, Papilionidae. The record is from the annotation of a GenBank genome assembly.